GCGAUGGCGCGGAGCGCGGAGGGCGCCGCGCUGCUUCUCCUGAUCUGCCUUAACUUUGGAAAUGGACUCCAUUUAGAGGCCUUAAACACAAGAAAUGAAAAUAAUCUGCUGCCUAAACACACUCACUUUGUGCGGCAAAAGCGCUCCUGGAUCACUGCUCCCGUGGCUCUUCGAGAGGGAGAGGAUCUGUCCAAAAGGAAUCCAAUUGCCAAGAUACAUUCUGAUAUUGCAGAAGAACGAGGACUAAAAAUUACAUACAAAUAUACCGGAAAAGGGAUCACAGAGCCACCUUUUGGUGUGUUUGUCUUUAAUAAAGACACUGGAGAGCUGAACGUUACCCGCAUUCUUGAUCGAGAAGAGACGCCAAGUUUUCUGCUCAUUGGUUAUGCUUUGGAUGAAAAAGGAAACAACCUUGAGAAACCAUUAGAACUGCGCAUUAAAGUUCUUGAUGUCAACGACAAUGAGCCAGUGUUCACACAGGACGUCUUUGUUGGGUCUGUUGAAGAGCUGAGUGCAGCAGAUACACUUGUGAUGAGAAUCAGCGCAACAGAUGCAGAUGAGCCCAAUACCCUGAAUUCUAAAAUUUCCUAUAGAAUUGUAUCUCAGGAGCCUGCUUACCCUCCAGUGUUCUACCUAAAUAAAGAUACAGGCGAGAUUUAUACAACCAGCUUUACCUUGGACAGAGAGGAGCACAGCAGCUAUACUCUGACGGUAGAAGCAAGAGAUGGCAAUGGACAAAUAACAGAUAAACCAGUAAAACAAGCUCAAGUUCAGAUUCGUAUUUUGGAUGUCAACGACAAUGUACCUGUAGUCAAAACUGCAAUGACUGAAGGGGUGGAAGUUAAAGAAAAUCAAGCCAAUGUAGAAGUUACACGCAUAGAGGUGUCCGAUGCUGAUGAAAUAGGCUCUGAUAAUUGGUUAGCAAACUUUACGUUCGUAUCAGGAAAUGAAAUGGGUUAUUUACGCAUAGAAACUGAUAAUAAAACUAAUGAAGGAAUUGUGACCCUUAUUAAGGAAUUAGAUUAUGAAGAAAUGAAGAGUCUCGAUUUCAGCAUUAUUGUCACUAACAAAGCAGCUUUUCACAAAUCAGUUAAGAUUCAACAUAAGCCUACACCCAUUCCCAUCAAAAUAAAGGUGAAAAAUGUGCAAGAAGGCAUUCAUUUUAAACAUAACACAAUCUCCGUUCAUGUUAGUGAGAGCAUGGAUAAAUCAAGCCAAAGCCAAGUAAUUGGCAAAUUCCAAGCUUUUGACGAAGACACUGGACAGGUAGCUCACGUAAGAUAUGCCAAAUUGGAAGAUAUAGACAACUGGAUCUCUGUGGAUUCUGUUACAUCUGAAAUUAGACUUGUAAAAAUUCCCGAUUUUGAAUCCAGAUAUGUCCGAAAUGGUACAUAUACUGCAAAGAUUUUGGCGAUAUCAGAUAGUUAUCCAAGAAAAACUAUCACUGGCACCAUUGUUAUCACAGUGGCUGACAUCAAUGACAAUUGCCCCACACUGGUUGACCCAGUACAGAGUGUCUGUGAGGACAUGCAGUACGUGAAUGUGACCGCAGAGGACUUGGAUGGAUACCAGAACAGUGAGCCUUUCAGUUUCUCCAUCAUCGACAAACCAUCUGGGAUGGCAGAAAAAUGGCAAAUAGUACACCAAGAAAGCACCAGUGUGUUACUGCAACAAAAGGAGCAAAAGCUCGGGAGAAGUGAAAUUCAGUUCCUGAUUUCAGAUAGUCAGGGCUUCAGUUGCCCUGAGAAGCAGGUCCUUACACUGACAGUUUGUAAGUGUCUGGACGGCAGCAAUUGUGUGGAAGGUCUGCAUGACCCCUACGUGGGCCUUGGACCCGCAGCAAUUGCGCUGAUAAUUUUUGCCCUUCUGCUGUUGCUACUUGUACCGCUUUUACUGCUGAUGUGCCAGUGUGGAGAUGGCGCCAAAGGCUUCACCCCCAUUCCUGGCACUAUAGAGAUGCUGCAUCCUUGGAAUAACGAAGGGGCACCACCUGAAGACAAGGUGGUGCCAUUGCUUCUGACAGGAGAUCAUGGGGAGAGUGUGGCAGUAGGCAGCGGAGUGGGAGCAGGUAUGACAACCAAAGAGACCAUCGUGAAAGCAAACAGCUCUGCGUCCUUCGCCAAAGGGCAACAUGAGAUGUGUGAGAUGGACGGAAGAUGGGAGGAACACAGAAACCUUAUUUCUGUUGGAGCUACCCAAGUGACAGGGACAACAGGAGCCAGCGUAGGUGUCGAAACUUUAAGGAGCACAAGAGUCAUGGGGUCUUCCAGAGACAUGGCCGGAACUCAAGCAGCUGCUGCUGCAGUGAGCGAGGAAUUCUUAGAAAAUUAUUUCACUGAGAAAGCUGCCUCUUUUGCUGAGGAAGAUGACAUUCACAUAGCCAAAGAUUGCCUUCUGGUUUAUUCUCAGGAAGACACUGAAUCUCUACACGGCUCCAUCGGCUGUUGCAGUUUUAUCGAAGGAGAACUAGAUGAUCACUUUCUAGAUGACUUAGGGCUUAAAUUCAGGACACUAGCUGAAGUUUGCAUGGGUCAAAAGAUAGACAUGGAUGUGGAAAUUGAGCAGAGGCAAAAACCCGUGGGAGAAUCAAGCAUGAAGGCAGCUUCACAUUCAUUCAAUGAGAAAACUAGGAUUAAUGCAGAGAAUGCCUACUCCUCUGCCAGUAGCUUUCAAGUUCCCAAACCUUCGCAUGAAGCAAAUGCAGAGAGAGUAACUCAGGAAAUAGUCACUGAAAGGUCUGUAUCUUCUAGACAGGGUCAGCAGGUAGCCACACUGCUCCCUGAUCCUUUGGCUUCCGGUAAUGUUGUAGUGACAGAAACUUCCUAUGCCGCAGGCUCCACGAUGCCAGCAAGCACCGUGAUCCUGGGGCCGGGACAGCCACAGGCCCUCAUUGUGACAGAGCGGGUGUACGCGCCAGCCCCUCCCUUGGUAGACCAGCACUAUGCUGGUGACGGUGACGUCGUGGUUACCGAGAGGAUAAUACAGCCUAACGGGGGCAUCCCUGGUCCCCUGGAAGGCACCCAGCUUCUGCCAGAUGCACACUAUGUGAUGGUGAGGGAGAGAGAGAGCUUCCUAGCCCCCAGCCCAGGCGUGCAGCCCACUCUGGCCGUGCCUGGUGUGACAGCAGGACAGAAAGUGACAGUGACAGAAAGAGUGCGAACAGCUGCCCCCACCUUGCAAUCCAGUUACCAGAUUCCUGCCGAAACCUCUGCGAUGACCAGAAAGACAGAGGUUUCUGGAGCCAGAGGGCCCGGCCCUCUGCCAAAUUUCAGUUCAGAGGAGUCUGGUCAUUCUAAUUCUACCAUAACCACUUCUUCCACCAGACUCACUAAGCACAGCGUCGUGCAGCAUUCUUACUCCUAAACUGCCGUCUGGCCCCAAGCUUAGCUGCCAGGCAGGGACUGACCUCGUGUUUCCAGCGGGCCUCUCUUUGGAUGAGCCUCCAGACGUGAGAGACAGACGCGCGGGGCUUGGACCUUUUCCCAGUCACUAACACACAGCCGACGUCGCUGUCCCAGCCUCCAAGUGUGUCCUUCACAAACGCUUCAGGGUUCGCUGGGGGCAUAACGAUGAGGCAGUGUCUUAAGUGCCUUUUAGUGAGUUAUGGCCAGAAGGUGUUCACCAAGUUAAAGAGGGAGUGGGUUGGCCCAUAAGAGUUUGCCAAACUGACACAGAGUGCCCAGUGCGCCAGCUCUCCGGGCGAGCCAUCCCUGAAACUGACAGGGCGUCUUCACAUUCUGCGUUCACGGCCAACAUCGCUGUGCUGUAUUCCACGCUGUACUGCACCUGGCACAGUAUCCACAUGGUUAUCCAAAAACAUGCGUGCAGUCUGGACAACCGGUUUUGCUUGUUUCUUUCAGGUGAGGAGCCUGGCCUUUUAAUCUGUUAGGUUGACCAAAUUAUGGAACCUUGGCAUGAUAAAGAACACACGUUAUAGAUUUCCAUGCGUGUGUGUGGCAGGACUUUAAAAAAUAGCAUUACAGCUUCCCUUUGCCUCCCCAAACUCAUGAAAAUGAUGAACACUUCAACUUCACUUGAAUAAUCCCAGGAAAACUUCAUAAAUAUAAAAUCGCUUUAUUUUUUAUAGUAGUAAUAUACUACUUUCUAAAAACUCAAGAUACAUUAUCUUCUAAUUUUGUACAGCUAAAUUAGCCACUGGACUGGAUUCUCCACUGUGAGACGCACCUGCUUGUGUGAUUGCUAUUUAUCCUCAGUGCAUAACACGAGUGCCAAAUAAGUAUUUGUGAAAUUAAACCAAAUUUUGGAAACCAUUUUCUUUUAUUUAUAACUGCAAAAAAAAAAAAUACUGAAAAACCCUAUGUUAUCAGUAAUUAUGAGUUUGAGAUUAUGAUUUUAUUCUACAUCCCAAAGUCACUGACUGACCAACCAAUCAUGACUACAUGAAUGUUACUCAGUUGAAGAAAACCUGAAUUUGUACGAUAUCCUGGCCUUUCACUGUGAAAAGUUAUUUGGGUAUUUUGGCCUGUAAGCAGAUUGUGUUUUCAUUGCUCCUUGAAGAAAUAGGACAUUUAAAGUUUCAACGUUUAUGUAUGCCUAUCAAUAGCCAUUUAUGUAAAUGCUUCCCACAACAAAAAAUUUUCAUAAUUUUAAAUACUGUAAUUUUGUGAUUUUUCAAGACAUUUUGCUAGGGAAAUGAAUCUUUAAAGAUUCUUUUUUCAGAAGUAUUUUUGACUUGAAUUGUGUUAAGACUGACAUGUUUUACUCCUACCGACUGACUGUCUAUGGGUAAAAGGCAAAUGUUUUUAAAUAUCAUAAGUCUGUAGCCAAGGUGAAGGUCGAUCUUCCAUGAUCUAAAUUUUUUACUCUCUUCAUAGUAAUUGCUGAUUUUUUUCAUUGUAGACUCAGUAGUUAUAUUUUGCCACGUGCACAACAGGCACAUCACUGCUGUGUGAGCUGUAAACGUGACCUGUGUACUUCACACAAACCAAAGUUGGUCUUAACCGUCCUCCUUGGACAGACCCGGAAAACCUAACUUGCCUCUUAUAUGUAACAUAAUCACAUUUUCUAAAUGGUUUUUUGUACCUGAAACGAUGAUUUGUAUGAGGUCUUACAUUUGUUCCUCAGGAGAUUAUAUCUGUAGGUGUUUCAUCGUAAAAUAUUUAAAUAAAAAGAUGGCCUUUAGAGCAA
This is a messenger RNA of Hyaena hyaena (striped hyena), 5148 nucleotides long. It is a transcript of the gene DSG2, whose product is annotated as desmoglein 2. Lineage: Eukaryota; Metazoa; Chordata; Mammalia; Carnivora; Hyaenidae. Gene Ontology annotation, molecular function: calcium ion binding. Gene Ontology annotation, biological process: homophilic cell-cell adhesion. Bases 4 to 3363 code for a protein of 1119 amino acids. The record is from RefSeq and is a predicted model, not a curated record. The transcript has 15 exons. Gene Ontology annotation, cellular component: desmosome; plasma membrane.